AUGCCGUUGUUCAUCAAUAGCGCCAAUCGCCAAGUAGUAGGUUUUGUAGUUGCGACCAUCGGAUGGAUCCUCGGCACCACUGCCAUGAGCCUGGUGGAAUGGCGAGUGUGGUAUAUGGACAACACCUCGCUCUUCCCCUCUGAUCUAGCAUGUGUGGGAAUGUGGAGAGUCUGCGUUUUCCAUCACACCAACAACAUCAGCAGAGCCACCACCUGUCACCAUUACAGCUACCAUGAUAAUUACCUACCUCUGGAUAUCUGUGUUGUGCAAAACCUCCUGCUGGUCGCCAGCAUUCUAGGGCUCUGGGGGAAAGCUUCCAUUAUCUUUCCACUUAGGAAUGUGUACAUGGGAAUUCUUCAGAUGAAUGCCACCUGCAAUCCAUUUGUCACUUCAGGAAUUCUCAACAUAGCUGCUGGUCUCUGUAUCUUGAUUGGCGUCAUCUGGAAUUACCACUCUGUGAUGAAUGAAGAGCAUAUUGCCUUCCCACCAUCUUUCAAUAUACCUUUCAAGCCAGAUACUCAACGAAUUGGCAGUGCUUCUCUAGUGGCAUGUCUGGCCGGCUUCAUGAUGUUGUUAAGUGGGUUGUUUUUCAUCUCUUACAAAUUCCCGCUGGAUAGCCAAGUGCAUCCUGAAGUUUCAGAAAUGUAA
Molecule: messenger RNA, 648 nt
Organism: Eubalaena glacialis (North Atlantic right whale)
Lineage: Eukaryota; Metazoa; Chordata; Mammalia; Artiodactyla; Balaenidae
Gene: CLDN34
Product: claudin 34
Exons: 1
Coding region: 1-648 (215 amino acids)
Biological process (GO): cell adhesion; bicellular tight junction assembly
Cellular component (GO): plasma membrane; bicellular tight junction
Molecular function (GO): structural molecule activity
Source: RefSeq, a predicted model, not a curated record